Zasmidium cellare ATCC 36951 is the source of this 3879-nucleotide messenger RNA. RefSeq lists its product as uncharacterized. Bases 1 to 3879 code for a protein of 1292 amino acids. The record is from RefSeq and is a predicted model, not a curated record. NCBI's taxonomy places the organism in Eukaryota, Fungi, Ascomycota, Dothideomycetes, Mycosphaerellales, Mycosphaerellaceae. The transcript has 2 exons. Gene Ontology annotation, molecular function: hydrolase activity.
AUGCCCUUUAACACCUUCAGCGUCGCGACGGCCGUCACGCCCUCCGUCAUCGAGACCUACUUCUCCCACUACCUGAACCGACGACCCCUCAAACAGAAACCCACCGCCCACAUCUCCUACCAUGAGGGUCUGCGCCUGAUCCGGCAGUUUCUCGACUACAGCUCCAAACACUCCAUCGAAGACCUCCAAGCCUUCACCUCGCAAUGGGUCCCAGCGCCAACCUGGGUCCGCCUCCAGGACUGCGAGGUCCCACCGCAAUUUCUCCAGCGCUCCGCCAAUGUCCUGCGCAAGCAGCUCGGAAGCAACGGUCUCGAAAAGGUGGGAGGUUCGAAAUGGUGGACGUGGAGACGCAGCGAGAGUCCGCUGCAUGCCGAGUGGAUUGAGAUGAAGAAGGACUACAACGAGCGGAAACGGGCUGGCACGAAAUGCGAUCGUGUCAUUCUUUAUAUCCAUGGCGGCGCGUACUACUUUGGGUCCGUGGACGAGCAUCGAUAUCAGAUGCAGCGACACGCGCGGAAGCUCAAGGCCAGACUCCUCGCUCCGCGAUACAGGCUUGCGCCGCAGUUUCCUUUUCCUUGUGGACUUUACGAUUGCAUAGCGACGUACUUUUAUCUGCUUGAGCACUUUGAGCCGAAUCAGAUCCUGUUUGCGGGAGAUUCUGCUGGUGGUGGUAUGGUGCUGGGUAUGCUCGUGGUUUUGCGAGAUCAAGGAUGUCCUCUCCCAGCUGGGACGAUUCUUCUUUCGCCUUGGGUCGAUCUAACGCAUUCCUUCCCGUCAACAUCGGGAGAUGGUGUUGGAGACUAUAUCCCUCCGCAUGGCUUUCACCACAAACCUUCAAUGGCUUGGCCUCCACCGGCAUCGACAGAGGAGAAGAUGAAGAAGGUGGAGCGGAAGUUCACACAACCCAUUGAUCAGCCGUUCGAAGUUGUCGAGUUGCCAGCUACAGUAGAGUCUGGAGCUGUGAGCACAAAAGCGAGUCGAGACAACCUUCGCGAAGCUGCAGAAGCCUCACAAGAGAAGUCCAAGGAUCUCAAUCAGCUUCCCGGAUUCGGCGAGAAACUCGAAAUCGAGUUUGACAACAAGCUGGUCCAGAUUCGGGAGCAGAUUCAGAUGUACUCAACAAACGAGCUCUUGACACAUCCACUGGUCUCGCCAGUCCAGCAACCAUCACUCGGUGGGCUUCCACCGAUGUUGAUUCAAGUGGGUGGAGCGGAGUUGCUGCGAGACGAACAGAUCUACCUUGCGCAUAAAGCGGCGAACCCGAGGCAGUACGUGCCCAGCGAGGCGGUCAUGAAUGAAUACGAUCCUCAGCGGAUUGUCUUGAACCAAUAUCCUCCAACGGAUGUCCAACUUCAAGUCUGGGAAGAUCUGUGCCACGUCCCGCAUACUCUGUCAUUCACCCGGCCAGCCAAAUACAUGUAUCGGGCUGUGGCUCAAUUCGGCGCAUGGGCUCUUGCAAGGGCUCAAAAUAAGGGGAUUGAAAUCCUCGACGAUGAUGCCAUCUCUGUCAUUAGCAAUGGCUCUGAGAAUGAAGAAGAGCAAGAACAGAAUGGCAGCAACAAACCAGGUUCAGAGCGAAAAAGCGCUUACGGUGCAAUUGGCAUGGACGGUGUAACCUCCACGCAAUUCAAGUUGACUCCAGUGGGUACAGUGGGCAAGGCCGGGGAUGAGCUGCCACCUUUCAAGGAGCACAUGAUUCGACAACGUGUGAAUCGACACGGCUCAAUCUUCCCUCUACCGCACACGUCUGAGAUUGCUUGUUUGAAGAUUGAUCGCAGCACUAUCGGAACGAUAAAGCCCGGUCCGGUGAGAAAGUGGUUGGCGAAAAGAUCAGACAACGAACAGAAGUUUGCGAGCGAAUACAAAAGGAUCAUCAAGAAGCGGCAGAAGGAGAUGGGAAAUGGGUACGAUCCGAUGGAGGAAGGCGAGUAUCCACCACCGACGGCCUUGAUCAACCGCAGACGCAAGGGUGUCGCACCCGAAGAGAAGAAGAAGGGCAAGAGUUGGGGUCUGGCAAUGUGGAGUGGCUGGGGUAGUUCUCAUGAUGAGAGUACAAUCCAAAGAGAAGAGAAGGCUCUCAAUGACAAGGCUGAUGAAGCUAGCGUGGCGGAUCGCAACGGAAGUCUGGCUACCACCGCCACGACGAAGGCUGAUACUGGAGGUAGUGUGAAGACGAGUAUAGAGCGUGAAGGGCCUGCUGCGAACAAGAAUCUGGCAGUUCCAGGACAUGAGAUGGACGCUGAGGGAAAGGGAAAGAGGAGAAGAUCCAGUGCGUCGAUGUGGUCGCGGAAAGAGAGAGAGGAUUCCAGACCUCGAAGUCCGUACCGCCAGGUCAGAGACGUUGGACAAGCUGAAAGUGAACGGAAUUCGGUGGUGUCUCCGAUUUUAGGAGGCAGCGAUGGUGGCAGUCCUCAACAACCACCCAGCCGUGGUGGACUCUGGGAUGUCAGUCGCCGUUCAAGCCAAACUUCGGGGAAGCUGGCCUCCGCAACGCGUCCAGUGAGUGUUGCUGCUGCGUCCAGCCUUGCACAUCAGGCACAGCAAACCCCGCAGUCGCCGACUCUGGCUGUGGUUCCGACGAUAUCGGAUACUGGAAAAGACGCGGUAAAGGUUCCUGGUACAGAUGCAACGUACUUGAACCCCGAAAGCAGUCGGCCGCACAAUGGAACCGUCGCCUAUCCUUUCAAAUUGAAAGAUCCUCAAGGCGUUUCGGGAAGAGCAUCGCCUAACCCUUCCACGAUGACACUGGACAGCAACGAGCAGAGCGACAAAGAAUCCGCUCGCGAAUCUAUGUUGCUCCAAGCGGGUAAAAACGACGGCGUCUCGGUGGAGCCUCGAGCAGCGGAGAAACAGGGACUUGAAACAGCUCCACUCGGCACGACCCCGGUGGUGCCGCUGCAGACUGCACUUGGGCAGCCAGAAACAAAUAUCUUGGGUCGUCCUGUGAGCAUGCUCUCUGAUUCUCCCGCUCUUCGACAUUUGAAGUCUCCUGACGAAGAUCCUGUCAGUCCGAUCUCUGAUACCGCCAGCUCGUCGUUUGAGCACAGUGCCGCCGCGACAGCGACAACGACAAAUCCGUCGCAAAAGCAGAGGCACAACAAGUUUGAAUCUAGAGAUUCGAGAUUGGGAUUCUUGGGCGCUGACGGCAUGCCUACCUCUGCUUUUCCCGAGAUGCGGUCGCAACAGCCAGAGAACGGGGCAGAUGCACCAAAAGCCAUGCCGUUCAAGAUCCGCAACCCAGUCUUUGAUCCUAGAGUUGCACCACAGCCACAAGCUCCUGCUGCACCUGUAUCAGCACCAGCACCAGAGCCACAGCAACAGCCUGGCACGACGACAGAAACCGCCAAAGCGGCACCUUUCAAAAUGAGGCACACCAUCUACGAUCCAAAGAUUGCUCCACCAGGUACACAGCCACCUGGCGAGCAAGUGUCUGCAAGCAACGGUGUCAAUGGCCAUGCUGCCGGUGAAAGAGAGGUAACGCCGCCGUCAUCCAUUACUCCUCCGCUGCCUGCAACCGCAGCACAUUCUCAAGCACCGAUCACACCACCCGCCAGCGACACAGCUGGCGUCUCGCCAAUCGAGGGGACGACAUUGUCAAGCUUUCCACAGCCAGCUAACUUUUCUCAUCCGACAGUCCAACCCGCCCGCCCAAUAGCGGUUCGUCUCGACUCGAAUGGUCCCCCUCCGCCCCCUCCUCCCAAAGACGAUCCCCCAGCACCCCCGGUCGUGAAAGCUUCUCCUAGCACCGACAACCUGAACGGCAAUCGAGCGCCGAUGAUAGGCGAUUUGAGCUUUGAGAGGAAGGGCAGCGUUGGGUUUGAAGAGGUGGUGGAUGCGAAGACUGCUCUUCCUCCGGAUAAUGAAGGCGACAGAAUAUGA